This is a messenger RNA of Phoenix dactylifera (date palm), 6434 nucleotides long. Its product is annotated as homeobox-DDT domain protein RLT2-like. Gene Ontology annotation, molecular function: DNA binding. Gene Ontology annotation, biological process: regulation of transcription by RNA polymerase II. The record is from RefSeq and is a predicted model, not a curated record. Lineage: Eukaryota; Viridiplantae; Streptophyta; Magnoliopsida; Arecales; Arecaceae.
CUCUUAAAUCAUUACUUUUCCCCAAAAUCCCACAAAAAAAGGAAAAAAUAAUCACCCCACCCAUUACAUCACGCAACGUCCUCUCUCUUUCUUUUUUUUUUCUUGCGAAGAUAAUAGAUGGGAACAAUCCGCUGCUCUCCUUCUCUGUUCCUCCUUAAUCCACCUCAAACCCAACGCCGAAUUCAAUCCAAUCACUAUUUUUAUUCCUCAUUUUUUUAUUCUAGUUAUCUCCUCCUCCGCCUCGUUCUCUUCUCUCCAUCUCUUUAUCUCCCCCUUCUCUCUAAUCCGCUCUGUUUGUUCUUAUUGUUCUUCACUUUUUUCGGUGGGGUUAUUAUUCUUCUCGGUAUUGUUAUUACUAUUAUUCUCCGCCGAAUCUCACCACACAUCUCGUCGCCCUUUUUUGGUCUUUUGGGGUUUUUUCCACGCCUAAUCGUUCUCUUUUUGGCCUCCGCGUGGUAUAAAUUAAUGCGGGGAAGGAAUUCGUCCUCUUAUUUCUUGUUCUUCCUCGCCCAAAAACAGAAGACCUAGCUUCGGUCUAUUCGCCUCCAAUCUCCACCUUUUCUCUUUCUAGGGCUUGGUCUGCUGCGGAUGGAGAUCGGAGAGGGCAGCGAUGGGAAGCCUCCGCCGGAGGGGGGCAAGAAGCAGGCGUCGACGCCGGGGGGCGGUGACGCGAAACCGUCGAAGAGGAAGAUGAAGAGCCCGUACCAAUUGGAGGUUCUUGAGAAAACCUAUGCCGCGGAGACGUACCCGUCGGAGGCGCUGAGGGCGGAGCUGUCGGCGAAGACCGGGCUCUCGGAUCGGCAGCUGCAGAUGUGGUUCUGCCACCGGAGGCUGAAGGACCGAAAGUUCCCGCCGGCGAAGAGGCAGCGGAAGGAGGAGGAGCCGCAGCCGCCGGUGCUGUCGCCUGCCACGGCUGGGGGUGAUGUGAUGAUGGGGUCAGGGGCUGCAGGGGCGGGGUUGAGCUCGAAACCCUUUGCAGGGCUUGGGAGUGGUGGAGAGACAAGGAAGGCCGUCUCCCGAGCUGCUGCAGCUGUCUCGAGGAUCGCGUUGGACACCUCGUCUGCUGGGAAGAGAUACCAUGAGCCUCCACCUGGGCUGCUACCGCCCCAUCCGUCGCUGGUGCAACCGCUGCCCCUCUCAGUGGCGGAGCUCCGUGUGAUUGCUUCUGUUGAAGCGCAGCUUGGGGAGCCGCUGAGGGAGGAUGGGCCCAUUCUUGGUGUGGAGUUCGAUCCUUUGCCGCCUGGUGCUUUUGGGGCACCUAUAGCAAUGCCGUCGCAGCAGAAGCAAACUUUGCGGCCUUAUGAUUGUAAAAUGUUUGAGAGGCAUGAUGCAAAGGCAUCAACUUUCUUGCCUAGUAUAGAACAUUGUUUAAUGCCAAAUUCAUCUAAUGGGAAGAGGAAGCUGGCAAUUGGAGGUUCUAAUGUAGGUAAUCCUCAGAUGGGUCCAAGGGCUCUUCAUGAAUAUCAGUUUCUACCUGAGCAGCCAAGUGUCCGAUCAGAGACAUAUGACAGGGUCCCUCAAUCUCAUUUCUAUGAUUCUUCAGUGGAUGCUCCUGGUACCAGGAUGCAAUCUUUAACUUCAGGAGCGCAAUAUUUGCAUGGAAAUGAACAACUGGCUCCUAGUUACACUUUUCAAGGUCAAAUGUCGGGUGCCAGCCUAUUGUCUCAUCAAGGCAGGCAGCAAAUUUAUUCUGCAGUUGCAUCAGAGUAUGAGACUACUCAGCACAGCAGCUCUUUUGCCAGUGCUCCAGAUUCUUCUCGAAUGGAGAGGAAACGUAAGAGUGAAGAAGCAAGAAUUGCUAAGGAGGUUGAAGCCCAUGAGAAGCGGAUACGGAAAGAGCUUGAAAAACAGGAUAUUUUGAGAAGAAAGAGAGAAGAACAAAUGCGGAGGGAAAUGGAAAGGCAUGACCGCGAAAGAAGAAAGGAAGAAGAGAGGAUGAUGCGUGAAAAACAGAGAGAGGAAGUGAGAUUUCAAAGGGAACAAAGGCGUGCACUUGAGCGCAAGGAGAAAUACUUGCAGAAAGAAACCCGAAGAGUUGAGAAGAUGAGGCAGAAAGAAGAACUGCGAAGAGAGAAGGAGGCUGCAAGGCUUAAAGCUGCUAAUGAGAGGGCUACAGCUCGCAGGCUUGCUAGAGAAUAUAUGGAGCUUAUUGAAGACGAGCGCUUAGAACUAAUGGAGUUGGCUGCAUCAAGAAAAGGAUUGUCCUCAAUUUUCUCACUUGACAGUGAUACUCUGCAGCUGCUAGAUUCAUUUAGAGAUAUGUUGAGUUCAUUUCCGCCAAAAUCAGUGCAACUGAAAAGGCCUUUUGCAAUUCAACCUUGGAUAGAUUCUGAAGAGAACAUUGGGAACCUUCUUAUGGUUUGGAAAUUUUUAAUUACUUUUGCUGAUGUCCUUGGGCUUUGGCCAUUCACUCUUGAUGAGUUUGUUCAAUCUCUCCAUGAUUAUGAUUCGAGACUGCUGGGGGAGAUACAUGUUGCUCUAUUGAAAUCUGUCAUUAAAGAUAUUGAGGAUGUUGCAAGGACUCCAGCUAUUGCAAUGGGAGCUAACCAAAAUAGUGCUGCUAAUACAGGGGGAGGUCAUCCACAGAUUGUUGAAGGGGCAUAUGCUUGGGGCUUCAACAUACGCAGCUGGCAGCGCCACCUAAAUUACUUGACGUGGCCUGAAAUAUUGCGACAAUUUGCUUUGUCAGCUGGAUUCGGUCCUCAAUUGAAGAAAAGAAAUGUAGAACAUGUUUAUUUCCGUGAUGACCAUGAGGGUAAUGAUGGUGAGGAUGUAAUUUCCACUUUACGGAAUGGUUCAGCUGCUGAAAAUGCAGUUGCAUUGAUGCAAGAAAAAGGUUAUACUCAUAGACGUAGAUCUCGGCACCGUUUAACUCCUGGUACUGUCAAAUUUGCUGCUUUUUAUGUCCUUUCUCUUGAGGGAAGCAAAGGCCUCACAAUACUAGAAGUUGCAGACAAGAUUCAGAAAUCUGGUUUAAGGGAUCUCACCACAAGCAAGACACCAGAGGCAUCUAUUGCUGCGGCAUUGUCGAGAGAUACAAAACUUUUUGAAAGAACGGCUCCUUCAACAUAUUGUGUACGACCUCCCUUUAGAAAAGAUCCUGCUGAUGCAGAAGCUCUACUAUCAGCUGCACGAGAAAAGAUACGAGUAUUCCAAAAUGGACUUUCAGAUUCUGAAGCUGAAAAGGAUACAGAAGAUGCUGAUGAUGCUGAAAGAGAUGAUGCUGAUUCUGAGGCUGAUGAUGCUGACGUUGCUGAUGACCCUGAAGUUGAUGAUGCCAGUAUUGAAGCAAAACCAAAUAAGAAUGUUCCUUUUGCAAAUGAAUUAAAAGAUGCUAGAGCAUCAACUUCGCUAGGUAUUAACAAGGAGGCAGUUUGUGAUGAGGCCGAAUUAACUCCACAGAAUGUUUCUAGGAAUCUGGAAAAAGGCCAUUCAGUUUCUCCUCCUGAAAACUCCAAAGUGAUAAGUGCUUCGGGUGCUACCCAGUCCCUUGAUGUCGAUUCAAACUGCCAUGAGGUAGUUAAUGCUGACAUGGAGGACAUUGAGGUUGAUGAAAGCAACUUUGGUGAACCAUGGGUUCAGGGACUGACAGAAGGUGAUUAUUCUGAUCUUAGUGUUGAAGAGCGCCUUAAUGCCCUUGUCGCGUUGAUUGGUGUGGCUAUUGAAGGAAACUCCAUACGUGUUAUUCUUGAGGAACGUUUGGAAGCUGCAAAUGCUCUAAAGAAGCAAAUGUGGGCAGAGGCACAGCUUGAUAAAAGACGUUUUAAAGAAGAGUAUGCAAGCAAAUUACAGUAUACUUCUUUCACAGGGAGCAAAGCUGAGGCAACCCAAACAAAUGCUGCAACAGAGGGAGGUCAAACUCCACUGCACACUGUUGAGAAUCAGAUUUGUGAUGAGAAUCCAAAUACCAUCAACAAUGACCAGUAUCUAGAGCAAAACAGUCAGAUCAAUGUUGGUAAUGUGUCUGCUGAAAAGAAUUCUUUAGGGCAAGAUUUUUCUACUAAUGCAGACACUCUUCCACCUCAACAAUAUGGAUAUGCAUCUGAAAAGUCACGUUCACAGUUAAAAUCAUACAUUGGUCACAAGGCAGAACAACUAUAUGUAUACAGGUCACUACCCUUGGGUCAAGAUCGUAGGCGUAAUCGGUACUGGCAGUUUUCAACAUCUGCUUCACCAAAUGAUCCUGGUUCAGGAAGAAUCUUCUUUGAGUCCAAAGAUGGCUUUUGGAGGCUUCUUGAUUCAGAGGAGGCAUUUGAUGCUCUUCUAGCUGCCCUAGAUACACGUGGUAUUAGGGAGUCUCAUUUGCAUUCUAUGUUGCAAAGAAUUGAGACAACCUUCAAAGAAGCAAUUAGGAGGAAAAAGUGUACCACCUCUCUGAACUCAGCUGGAGGUCCUGCAAAAGGAGGGGCUAAUGAAAUGCAAUCAAGUCCUGAUUGCAGCACUGAAUUUGACAGUCCCAGCAGUACUCUCUGCGGUCUUACUUCCGAUGCUUUGGAAGUCUCAAAAUCUUUCAAGAUUGAACUUGGGCGGAAUGAGAUCGAGAAGCAUACUGCUUUGAAGAGGUACCAGGGCUACUUAAAAUGGAUGUGGAAAGAAUGCUACAAUCCUCAUAUAUUAUGUGCCAUGAAAUAUGGGAAGAAAAGAUGUUCUGAGCUGCUACAAACUUGCCAUUUCUGCUACCAGUCUUACUUAGCUGAAGAAAGGCAUUGCCCUACAUGCCACAAGACAUUCAAAACCUUUUAUAAUGCUGAUUCAAAUUUCUCAGAACAUGCUACUCAGUGUGAAGAAAAGCGAAAAAUGGACCCUGAGUGGAAAAUGCAAGUGUCAGAUUCUUGUCUUCCCAUUGGGAUCAGGCUGCUUAAGGCACAGUUGGCUGUGAUUGAGGUUUCCAUUCCAGCAGAAGCUCUUCAGCCUUUUUGGACUGAAGGAUAUAGAAAGUCUUGGGGUGUAAAGUUGCACUCCUCGUCAUCUGCUGAGGAACUCUUUCAGAUUCUGACUUUGUUAGAAGGUGCCAUAAAACGGGACUGUCUAUCAUCGAAUUUUGAAACAACAACUGAACUGCUGAGUUCUACUACACUAGGACUCGCCAUGGACAGCACUGUUGGCCUUUCUGGAUCGGUUCCUGUACUUCCAUGGGUGCCUGAUACUGCCACAGCUGUGGCUUUAAGGCUGUUGGAUUUUGAUUCGUCAAUUUCUUACAUGCUGCACCAGAAGCUGGAAUCUCAUAAAGAGAAGGAAGUAGGAGAGUUCAUUAAACUUCCAUCAAGAUAUGCUGUUGUAAAGAACUUUCAAGAGCUGGAUCCAACAGAUACUGCAGACCAAGUAGAUUACCUGAAAGAGGCUAAGUGGCUUGAUCCUGGAAGUGGACGUAGAGGUCGCGGACGAGGGAGCCGUGGUCGGGGUGGGAGGGGUCGUGGUCGUGGAGGAAGAGGCUCCAGAGGGAAUGUAAACUCCACCAGAGUAGAGUUCAGAGAUGAAAACAUCAAUAGUUUUGAGAAGACCACAAGGAAGUAUGCAAGAAGAGGCAGGGCACGUGGCCGAGGGGGGCGUAGGCGGGGUCGUCGCACUGUUAGGUCAUGGCAAAGAUCUGAGAGCAGGGUGCCUGCAGUUCGAAAGGAGUCUCUGUUUGGCAAUUUUAGGAGUGUGAGUAGUAGUGUCAGACAGGACAGUGUUGAGGAGUCUCCAAGAAGCUCAGGUGGAGAGGAGUGGGGUUUAGAGGAAACCCGGAGGCCGUACAUUGAAGAUGAUGACAACAGUGAAGGUUCCCAAUCUGAUGAAAAUGGUCAAGCAUCAGGAGAGGAGUAUGAUGAUCAGGCAGCAGACUAUGCUAUAGACUACAAUGAGAGCAAACCCAUAGGACUAAUGGAUGAUGAGAGUCAAGAGGAGGAUGAUCCUGAAGAUGACGAGGAAGAUGAGGUGGACCGCAGUGGGCAUGAGGACUUGGAUGCUGAUGUGGAUGAUGAAGAUGAUGAAGAAAUUGGGGACGAGGGGGAGGUCAGGGAUGAAGGAAAUGGAGAUGAAGAUGAAGGGGCUUCAUCGUUCUCUUCAGAAUACAGUGAUUAAGGAAUUCAAAUUCUUCCAGUGUAGAGUAGAAGAAAAAAAUUUAAGAAAAUGAUAACUAUCCAUUCUUCUUUUUACCUGGUGAUAGCUGUAGCUGUCAUUAUUCUUUUUUUCAGGUAAUUUAAGUGCCGAGGCAGUCUGAGGAAGCUUUCUAAUUGCUUCUGCAAUCUGAGGUGAAUUCUGGACGGUUCAGAUAAGGGAAGGAGGUCAGUGGGAAGGGCAGGUUUGAGUCAGGUUUGCGCUCUUAGCUCGCCUAGUAAUACCGAGUGAUGCGGCAGAAGUUUGUAGAUUUUGUGUUGCUCAGGUGUUUCUAGGUUGUUCCAUGUACCUAUUAAACGAUUUAUCUUUUAUUUAUAAAAUUUUCAUUUUGUUUA